Beta vulgaris subsp. vulgaris (sugar beet) is the source of this 2622-nucleotide messenger RNA. RefSeq names its product receptor-like protein 43. Lineage: Eukaryota; Viridiplantae; Streptophyta; Magnoliopsida; Caryophyllales; Amaranthaceae. Gene Ontology annotation, molecular function: protein binding. The transcript is spliced from 2 exons. Bases 56 to 2332 code for a protein of 758 amino acids. The record is from RefSeq and is a predicted model, not a curated record.
CCACCUUUAAAUAACCCACGACAUGACUAGAUGACCCAACUAAAACAAAAGAAAAAUGAGAAUCCUCCUUGGUUUCCUGCUCCUUUACCUCCUUCACAUCAACUUGAUAGAUAGCAAACCAUUACAAGAUGAACAAAAAGUCUUACUGAGCAUAAAAUCCUCCAUUACAGACGAUCCACAGAACACUCUUUCUUCAUGGAACACCACAACUAACCACUGCACUUGGCCCUUCGUUACUUGCUCUCAUUCUCCCACUAGUACUAGUACAGUCAUUUCUCUCGACAUCUCCAGCUUAAACCUCACUGGAAUUCUCUCUCUUUCUAAUAUAAGCUUACUCACCAACCUACAAAAACUCUCAGUUGCAGACAACUAUUUCUCUGGCUCAAUCCCACCUUCUCUUUCACUUCUAUCAAACCUCCGAUAUCUCAACCUUUCUGAUAACAUCUUCAAUGGCACCUUCCCUUCUCUAUCAUCGGUUAAAAGGUUAACUAUCCUCGACGUUUACAACAACUACCUCACUGGCUUUCUCCCUUUAUCCGUCAUUAAUAUGUCGGAGCUUCGGCACCUUGACCUUGGUAGCAACUACUUUUAUGGCAAGCUUCCUUCAGGGUAUGGUCAAUUGAAAAAUCUUAAAAAUUUUUACGUGGAUCAGAACAAUCUUGUGGGUGAAAUUCCACCAGAGUUGGGGAAACUUGAGAAGCUUGAUUCUUUGUUUCUUUGGUCCAAUUAUUUUUCAGGGGAUAUUCCCUCCGAAUUAGGUUCUUUGAAGACCUUGAUAUCUAUGGAUUUGUCAAACAAUACGUUAUCUGGUGAAAUCCCACGCUCUUUUUCUCUUCUCAAGAAGUUGAACUUUUUGAAUCUUUUUCAGAACAAGUUACAAGGGGUUAUACCAGAGUUUAUUGGAGAUUUGCCGGAGUUGGGAAUUCUUCAGCUGCGGGAGAAUAACUUCACUGGAAAUAUCCCGAAAAAUUUGGGGAUUAAUGGAAAGUUGCAAGUGAUAGACUUGUCGUAUAACCGCCUUACUGGGAGUCUAGGGAGCAAGAAACUUGCAGGAAACAGAUUAAAUGGCACCAUAAAAGCAUCCAUUUGCAGUUCGACAGAAAUCGCAAUCCUUGAUAUAUCCAACAAUUUUUUGACCGGUGAAAUUCCUGACUGUCUUGGAGAUACUAGCACUCAGCUCAUUGCGUUGAAUCUCCAAGCAAAUAUGCUCACUGGUACAAUACCUACAAAUUUCACAAAGUGUGAUUCUUUGAAGUAUCUAGAUUUGAGUUACAAUCAAUUAGAAGGGGUUGUGCCUAAGUCUUUGUCCCAAUGUCAAAACUUAAGCUUUUUAAAUCUCGAGAACAACAUGCUCAAAGAUAAAUUUCCCUCAUGGCUAGAAAGCCUUCCGCAACUGCAAGUUCUUAGCUUGAGUUACAAUAGCUUUCACGGUCUUCUUCUAACUAGCUCAUCAAAGGUUAAGCAUCCAUUUCCGAAGAUACAAAUUUUCGACCUCUCUAACAAUAAGUUUUGCGGGGAACUGCCAAUAAGUUACAUAAAAAAUUUUGCUGCCAUGAUGGAUAUGAAUGACUCUUCUAGGCUUGGAAACCCACAAUACAUGGGAAAUGGCUUUGUACAUUACCAUGACUUACGACUUUAUGAGUUAGACUACUUGUAUUCCAGUGUAUUGACAUUCAACCGAUUAAAACAAAAAUAUACUAAAAUCAUUACCUCUAUGGUGAUUUUUGAUGUGUCCAACAACAAUUUCAAAGGAGAGAUUCCUGAUUCUAUAGGACAAUUGCUCGCGCUCCGGGGCCUUAACUUCUCACAUAACCAUCUCACUGGGCACAUCCCUCCAUCCAUCGGAAAGUUGUCCUUGCUCGACUUUUUGGACCUUUCCUCAAAUAGACUCACUGGUCGUAUCCCUCAAGAAUUGGUUAGUAUAACAUUUCUUGAAAUUUUCAAUGUUUCUAAAAACCUAUUGGAGGGGUCUAUACCUCAUGGUAACAACUUUGAUACGUUCUUAGCUGAUUCGUACAUGGAGAAUCUUGGAUUGUGUGGACAACCAUUGGCCGAGUGUAGACCUAAUCGCUCACCAUCUACAGACAACACCAAAGAUGAUAGAGAUGCUUCUGACAAUGAUGGAAAUGCAUUAUCCAUGUGGGAAACCAUAAUAAUGGGCUUUGGUAGUGGUAUGAUAGUAGGGGUGGCUUGGGGAUACCAUAUGCUCUCAGUUGGAAAGCCCUAUUGGUUUAUUUGGUUAGCUCAUAAGAUGGAAUUGGCUUUGCUUGAUUGGUGUGAACCGAUUUGUAGAAGAGGAACAAGAACAAGAACAAGAGCAAGAAGAAACUAAGAUAUCCAAGUGUUGUGCAAUAUAAUGAUGGAGGAAUUGAUUAAAAUGUUUUAGCAUAUAGAAAGAUCUAAGUUGUAUAGUAUAUAUCAUGACACGUGUUCUAACAUAUGGCAUGAUUUACUUUCUGCAUGAUGUAGUUAGUGUUUGAAUGAUAUAGUGAGUUUUUGCUUGAUAUAGUGUGUGUUUAAAUGAUAUAGUGAGUUUCUGCAUGAUAUAGUGUCUGAAUGACAUAAUGAGUUUAUGUAUGAUAUAGUGUAUGUAUGAAUGAUAUAGUGAGUUUAUGUAUGAUA